Messenger RNA from Ilex paraguariensis (yerba mate), 1266 nucleotides. The record is from the annotation of a GenBank genome assembly. NCBI's taxonomy places the organism in Eukaryota, Viridiplantae, Streptophyta, Magnoliopsida, Aquifoliales, Aquifoliaceae.
GGGUGAUAGUCAACAGCGGCCUUCUCAAUUUGGAGAAGCUUCGAAAAAUCCGUCUCUGUCCGCUUCAAAUUCAUUGCUGUAUACACGAUGAAUAUAUAUCUAUAGGUGGGUACACCUAACCUUUGUGUUGACCGUUGAGAGAUAAAAACCCAAAACCAUAUAGACUAGAGAGCGAGAUAGAGGAUCGAAGGAAUCAAACAGAGAAAUGGCGAGCUCAUCGGUGGCAUUGGAGGAUGUACCGUCCGUAGACAUGAUGACUGAACUUCUCCGCCGCAUGAAGUGCUCUUCCAAGCCCGACAAACGCCUCAUUCUCGUCGGUCCACCUGGAUCUGGAAAAGGAACCCAGUCACCAAUCAUCAAGGACGAGUACUGUUUGUGCCACUUGGCAACAGGUGAUAUGCUGAGAGCAGCUGUUGCGGCUAAAACUCCUCUUGGGAUUAAGGCUAAAGAAGCAAUGGAUAAGGGAGAACUUGUUUCUGACGACUUGGUUGUUGGGAUAAUCGACGAGGCAAUGAAGAAGCCCUCAUGUGAAAAGGGAUUCAUUCUUGAUGGUUUUCCGAGGACUGUGGUCCAGGCAGAAAAGCUUGAUGAGAUGCUUCAGAAGCAGGGAACUAAAAUUGAUAAGGUGCUCAACUUUGCAAUUGAUGAUGCUAUCUUGGAGGAAAGAAUUACUGGCCGUUGGAUCCACCCUUCAAGUGGUAGGUCUUACCACAUGAAAUUUGCACCUCCCAAAGUUCCUGGUGCUGACGAUGUUACUGGAGAGCCUUUAAUUCAGCGAAGGGACGACACUGCCGAAGUCCUCAAGUCAAGGUUGGAGGCAUUUCACGGGCAAACUAAACCGGUCGUAGAUUAUUAUGCCAAGAAGGGUGUCGUUGCACAGCUUCAUGCAGAGAAACCUCCAAAAGAGGUCACAAAUGAGGUUCAGAAGGUUCUGUCUUCCUAAGAUGGAUUCCAGUCUUUUUCAAACUCAAUAUUUUUAAAGCCAUUCCAAUGACCUUUGACUCAUCUGUAAUCCGAUACAUUGUCGGAUCGGCUGAUCUUUUAGUUUUUCCUUCCUAUCAUUUUUGUUUUCAACUGCGGAUCCUGUUCUUGAAGGACCAUUGAAAUUGUACCACAAUAAAAGUCUCCAAUCGAUGUGAGAAUUUUUGUAAUAAAAUUUGAAGAAUAAUUUUUAUGUGAGGUACUUGCCAACAAAAAAACUUUUAUAUGAGCUGUUAUUCCCUUAGUAAAUUGUGGUAGUUUGGUACAAUCUGUGUUGGUAUCGUU